UUUGUAGUCGUGGACGUGACUGGGAGGAGUCUGCCCGCCUCGGAUUUCCGCACAGGGUGCCGGGCCGCGACCAUGGCGGAGCCCACGGUGUGCUCCUUCCUCACCAAGGUGCUGUGCGCCCACGGCGGCCGCAUGUUCCUGCAGGAUCUGCGCGGCCACGUGGAGCUCUCGGAGGCCCGGCUGCGGGACGUGCUGCGCCAGGCCGGGCCCGACCGCUUCCUGCUGCAGGAGGUGGAGGUGCGGGAGGACCCGUGGGACGCCGAGGCUGAGGUGGCGGCCGGCGAGGGCGGCGCGGGCGGCGGUGGCGGCCCCUCGGCCUGGCGGGUGGUGGCUGUGUCCUCCGCGCGCCUCUGCGCUCGCUACCAGCGCGGCGAGUGCCAGGCCUGCGACCAGCUGCACCUCUGCCGCCGCCACAUGAUGGGCAAGUGCCCGAACCGCGACUGCUGGUCUACCUGCACCCUUUCUCAUGAUAUCCACAUACCUGUCAACAUCCAAGUCCUGAAAAACCAGGGACUGUUUGGUCUCAAUGAGGCCCAGCUUCGGAUCCUUCUUUUACAGAAUGACCCCUGCCUUUUACCAGAGGUCUGUUUGCUCUACAACAAAGGUGAAGCCCUGUAUGGUUACUGCAACCUCAAGGAUAAAUGCAACAAGUUUCACGUGUGCAAGUCCUUUGUCAGGGGAGAGUGCAAGCUGCCUAAGUGCAAGCGGUCUCAUCAGCUAAUUCACGCUACAUCCCUGCAGCUGCUGCAGGACCAAGGACUGAAUAUUCCAAGUGUCGUUAAUUUUCAGAUAAUUGCUACCUACAAGCACAUGAAGCUGCACAAGAUGCUUGAAAAUAAAGAUAAUUCAGCUUCUUCUGCUGAGCAUUCCCAGGGCCUUGAGAAACAAGGAGUACACGUAGCUAGGGCUGCAGAGGCCAGUCCUCUGGUCUCUGGCCCUGCUGAGUCAGCCAAGAAGCCAUGUGCAGGCUCCAGAUGCGCAGGCGCAGCGGCCAUGGCUCACGGGCCCAGCCGCUCCGCGGCAUGUGGGAUCUUCCCGGACCGGGGCACGAACCCGCGUCCCCUGCAUCGGCAGGCGGACUCUCAACCACUGCGCCACCAGGGAAAUCCCCAUAGUUUACAUUGUGGUAUUCAGGGACUACAUACACUUUAUGCUCUUUUUUUUUUUUUUUUUUUUGCUUAAUAUUCCAUAAGCAUCUCUCCAUAUCUGUUCACAUUUAUCAUGCGUAAUCAUUUUCAUGCACAGAUACACUAAUAUAUCAUCGUUAGCUUAACUAGUUCCAUUAUUCUGGGAUAUUUUGAUUCUUUCUAACAAAUUUUGAAUAUAACUCUUUUCUUAAAAUCCACACAAUAUUAAAUUUUUACAUUAUUCUUUACUUUUGCUUCACUUAUAGUUGCUGAAUGAUACUCUUGAUUUUCAUUUCUUUAAAAAUACAUGUGGGAAUUCCCUGGCGGUCCAGUGGUUAGGACUCUGCGCUUCCACUGCAGGGGGCGUGGGUUAAAAAAAAAAUAUAUAUAUAUAUAUAUAUAUGUAUAUAUAUAUAUAUAUGCAAGUAAGUAUUCUUCCAUAUGUCUUCUUUCUAUAUGUCUUUAUUUUGUGUAGUUUGUACAUGCCCUUUAAUUGCUGGGACCCUCCUCUGUGCUGAUGUGACUUGGCCUUUAAUAGGCUCUUUAAUUUUCGUAAAAGCAUAUUGACUGUAUAUGAUAUGAUAUCCAACUCUCAUGGAUCCAUCCUCAGCCAACACCGCAGAGUAUAUAACUUACGGGUGCUCACCAGAGAUUUCUACCUCACUCUGUGUACUCUCCAUUUCUAAUUAAACUUUUACCAAAGUCUCAGAUUCCUGUAGUAUGAAGGAUGCGUAGCUCAUACAUUCCUCUAAGUUGUAUCCAUUCUUUCUGUGAUCAGGAUGGACCAUCAGAAAUCUAUAUACCUCUCCCAUUCCAUACUGACGUCUCCCUUCCUCCCUUCUCUCUGCCCCUGCCCACCCAGCUGUCUCUUUUUAGUUGUACCUGGUGUUUAUUUCCUUGUUUUCAUCAAGGGGUACCACAGAGAAGCAGCUUUGUGAAAUUCUUUCCUGUGUUUGUUGUACUAAUAGCCACAAAUGUUGGUGUGUAAAGUGUUUGUUUGUUUGUUUGUUUGUUUUAAUUUAACUGUCUGGCAAUAACAUAACAUUUGAGAAAUAGGGCCAAAGUAGUGAGCUUUUCAUCAAACUAAAUUUAUUUAAUUUAGAAAAUUUUUAAUCACGAAAAAUUUUCUUUUCCAUUGGGGGAGGUGUGCAAAAAUGUCCUUUUUAAAGUGAAAAGGUGCUGUGUUUUCUCCUAGUGGACAGUAAGAGUCACGCAACUUAUGUUAAUCUCUUCAUUUUGGUUGCCAACAGCAGUAUUUCUGAAAGCUCUUAUGUUUUGCGUAUCUUGCUUCUUUUUUCUUAGUUACAAUUUCUCCGGUGCUAAUUAAAAAAUUAUCUUUAUCUUUUAUUAUUAUUAUUUACGUUUUAUUCUUUUACUGUUAUAUUUCUUUUGUAAGCCAUGUUAAAUCCUUAAUGGAAACAGUAUAGUGUAUAAAUGCAUAUUCUUUACAUUAAAAGACUUAGUAGAUUUUUACAUCAUUGUGUUCUUUUUAUAUAUCUUAUAAUUAUGCCUUUAUAUAUGAAGUUAUUGACCCUUUGCAAUCUUUGUUGCAAUAUUUUAUUCAAUUCUAUAAUAUUCCAUUUUAAUCUUAGUUCCAUUGGUAUUCAUCCUAUAAAAACAUUUUAUGUAAUCAUGCCUGUCUCUUAUUUUAAUCUGAUGAUUCAGCUGUUAGAGUUAUCCGAUUAGAGUUUCUUUGGCAAUUUAUCAGGGCUUAUGAGAUGAAGCUGCACAUCUGUAGGCUUCACAAAUUCCAAAUACCCUAAAUUGAAUGACUGACUUUCCUCCAGACUUGUUCCUCCUUUUGUUCUGUAUUUUGGAGUGUCAGCACCAAAUGACUUAAGCCAAAAACCUGCAAAUUGUCCUAUACUUUUCCUUUCUUCUUAUUCCCUGUGUCAGAUUGGUUACCCCGUGUUGCAGAAUUGUCCACUUUAAAAAUCUUGCAAAUUUUUAUCCUCUCUACCCCUUUCUUUCCAUCCCCAACACACUGCCUUUUUCUAAACCCUCAUCACCUCUUGCAUUUAUUUUACAGAUUCAUAACUCAGUGGUUUUCAAGUCUGUCUUGUGAGAGUUUUUUGUAGGGGGUGCGAGAUGGACCCCUGUUCCACUUCAAGGAUGGUACCCCCAUUGUAAUUUUUAAUAUAAUAGGCUUUUGUGGAUGUCAUUGAUCUCCUUACCACCCUUCUCUCCCCCUGCUGCCUGGCUGACCUUUUGAAAUGCAGACCUAACCGUAUUGCUUUUUUCUGCCAUAACUUUCAUUGGUCCCCAUCACGGAGGAUAGAAGUCAUAAAACUCAAAUCCCUACAGGGACUAGAAAGUUAAGAUAAAUGGAUAAAGUGAGGUGGAUGUGAGAGGAAUGGGGGAAGAGAGGAAGUGCUGGGGCAAACUGUCCCAUCUAAAAGGGACAACUGCCUCUUGCUUCCACGUGGGAAUGCGGGGCCCAAUUUGACGUAUCAUCCAAUUUGUCAAAAGCAACCACAAAUCCAGAAAUUUUUAUGAGAAAUUUUCUGAUUUUAAAAUAUUGACUUUUAACUGAGUUCUUAAAAUGCAGACCAAUAUUGCGUGUAUUGACCUACUUGCAGUUUUUGGAAUGUGCCAUUUUAUCUCGUGACUCUCUAUUUGUAAAUGAUGCUCCCUCUAAGUGCCACUCCUUCCCUCCUCCUGCCUCAAAACCUGGCAAAAUUAGAUUAUUUAAAAUGUCAGGUUAACCUUUCCUGACCCCAAGACAGGCAGCUCUCCUAGAGUUCUCAAAGCUGUAGUACUUAGUACAUUACAUUGCAAUGCUUUUAUUCCCCGGCUUUGAGCAAAAACAUUAUUUAUUCUUUUUGGUACUUAUAACACUUGUUAGUUAAAUAUUUUUUGCCGUAUAGUGAAGUAAACUCUGCAUUCGAAUCUGUUGAAUCAGUAUCAUAUUGCUCUCAUUGAUUCUCUUUCUCCUCACAUAUUUUUAGUAUUCAAAGAAUCUUUUUUUCCCUAAGGAAUGUGUUAUAUAAGGUAAACAUCCUUUUGAUGCUUCGGUUUGAAUUGUCUAGGUCUAAAAUUAACUCUUUAUGACUUAUGUUUAUGAUACUAAUUCUUUCCAUCAAGGAAUUAAGUCUUCAUUAUUGACGUAUUUCUUGAUUUCUUUCAUUAUAAUUUGUUAAUGUUUUUGUCUAGGUCAUGAAUAUCCCUUAUUGCAUAAAUUCUUUCUUGGCUAAAUAUAUCUGUAUUGUUACUAAGUAUGGGAAUCUCUAUCUUCAGAAUGCUAUUGAUUUUCAAAAUAUUUGUCUUUAGGUGAGUUGUCUUUGUUCUAACAGUAGUAGAUGGCUUGUUUGGUUUUUUUUAAAAAUAUAAAAUUGUAGCUGCAAAAAUAUUUGUCUUUUCUUAUGUGUUUCUAUUAUAUCUUUUUGUUAAAAUUGUAAUAAGAUAUUUUUGGACAUUUCUUCAUUUAAUAUGAAGUUAAUUAUUGGUUUUAAACAAAUAUUCUCUAUUAUAAUAAGGGAAAUAACAUCCUUUAUUCUUGUUUAUUGGAAGCUUUUGGUAGGAAUUGGUAUCUUUUGAUAUAAUCAUAUAAUGUUAAUCAUUUAAGU
Molecule: messenger RNA, 4693 nt
Organism: Physeter macrocephalus (sperm whale)
Lineage: Eukaryota; Metazoa; Chordata; Mammalia; Artiodactyla; Physeteridae
Gene: ZC3HAV1L
Product: ZC3HAV1 like
Exons: 5
Coding region: 73-1182 (369 amino acids)
Source: RefSeq, a predicted model, not a curated record